Carassius gibelio (silver crucian carp) is the source of this 2431-nucleotide messenger RNA. It is a transcript of the gene sra1, whose product is annotated as steroid receptor RNA activator 1. Bases 142 to 771 code for a protein of 209 amino acids. The transcript has 5 exons. Gene Ontology annotation, biological process: regulation of transcription by RNA polymerase II. Gene Ontology annotation, cellular component: nucleus. The record is from RefSeq and is a predicted model, not a curated record. Lineage: Eukaryota; Metazoa; Chordata; Actinopteri; Cypriniformes; Cyprinidae.
AGUUAACGAGCUCCAGUAGGUGGCAGUAGCGCUGCAUCACGGAUGCGAGCUGCUGUUAAAAUCCGAAGAAGAAGAAGAAGAAGAAGAGCUAGCAGAACGAAGAGACUUUUCCUCAGAGUUGAUGUUUGAGUCUAGUCUGCGAUGAGCGAUAGAUUUGUAAAACCAGGUAAUCAGGAGCACGGGUGGAACGACCCGCCGCAGUUUUCAUACGGCUUGCAGAAGGAUUCAGGGGGACCAAAGCGAAAUGUUCUCAAUAAGAGGGUUCACGCACCACAGUUCACAGGCUCUGGAUCAGAGAUGCCAUCCCCAGCAGUGGCGAUGCCAACGCCGCCCCGGGGAAUGAACCCUCCUCCGAUGGACAGCAGCACCCCGCCCUCCGUCUGUCCCAAAACUCCCUCCGACGGACAGAUGGAGGCAGAGCUGGAGACAGAGCCGUCCUUUGAGGAUGUGCAAGAACCACUUUAUGGAGCGCUGAACGCAUGCAGACAUACUGUAAAGAAACAGAUUUGUGAUGAUGUGGAAAGACGUCUGAAGCUUUUCGAGGACAUGUGGAAAAGUGGAAAACUUUCUCCUUUGGUUAAACGUAGGAUGCAUAGAUUGUCCCAAGACCUGAAUAGAAAAAACUGGGAUGCAGCGGAUGAGAUCCACAGAUGCCUGAUGGUGGACCACGUUGCUGAAGUCAGUCAGUGGAUGGUUGGAGUCAAGCGUCUCAUCGCUGAAGCUCGGAGCCUGAACCCAGAACAAAACACCUGCACUGAUCCAGGCUCAUGAGGAUCUGCGAUGUCCUUUCCUUUCGAAACCCACGCUGCAUUAUAGAAGCUGCCAAAGUGAUUGGAGUUCCACUUGUGUAUUAUCCUUCUUUAAAAAUGUGCUCAUUCCCAUCUACAUCAUCUAAUAUUACUUUUUUUCUAGAUUGGUGCUGGGCAAAAGUCUUCAUUUAUUAUUCAACAACAAUUGAAAAUAAUGUAGGUAUGAAGUGUUACUACUGUAUAUAAAAAUUCUGCUUUUAAAAGGGGUGAUUAUGAAUUAUUUUAGCCAGUUGCACAGAUUAUAUAUAUAUAUAUUAUCUGGUAUUAUCUAAUUGGCUGUCCUGGCAUGUUAUCUUGAAAAAGCUUUCCAUUGUGAUGUGCAAUAAAAUAGGCAAAAAAAAAUCUAACUGUUGUAGCCAGUAUCACAUUAUCCAUAGCUCAAAACAACAAAGGUAAAAGCAUUUUUGAUGUUAAUGCAUUCCUGACAUGUGUAAUAACAUUUAAGCCACCACAAUUAAAAAUUGUAAUUAUUGGUAUAUAUGGUAACACUUUAGUAUAGGGUCCAAUUCACACUAAUAACUAGUUGCUUAUUAGCAUGUGUAUUAUUAACAUAUUGGCUGUUUAUUAUUGCUUAUAAAGUACAUAUAAUGCAUAACAUCCAUAAUCCUAUCCAAUACCAUAAACUUAACAACUACCUUAUAAACUAUUAAUAAGCAGCAAAUAAGGAGUUAAUUGAGGCAAAAGUCAUAGUUAAUGGUUAGUUAAUAGUGAGAAUUGGACCCUAAAAUAAAGUGUGACCAUAUAUGUAAAUAACACUAAUACAGUUCUAUUAAAAAGUGAUUUUAGACCAAGUUAUUAAGAUAAGCAAAGUUCCUAACACUUGUCUUCCUUGAGACACCAAAGAACCCAUAGCACUUAGGAAAGAGGAGGUUUGUCACAUAGAUCUCAAUCUGACUACUACUAUCAAAUUUAAGACGGUCCAAAUUAAUUAUGGUAUAAGUUUAGGCAGAUGUGCUUCAUUUCAUUGGGUUCCAUAGGGUGUCAGACUUCAGUCCAGGGGGGAAAAGAAGAUGAAAUGUAGCAAUUUGCAGAAAAUUAUUGGGGCUUGAGCAUAAUUGGGUACAUUUUGCAACACAUUGAGCAUUAUACGGACAGUAUGCACCAAUAUGAGACAAUGCAUGCUACAUUCCAGGGCAGUAGGCAAUGGACUGGAGAUAUAGCCCCACCCCUUAACCUACUGUCACUAUGACAUCAGCCAAUCAGGUUUCACGGUCUAAAAACACCCUGAUCUCGUUACUCCCAUUACUUUUCUGCAGAGACCUAUACUUGGUUUGGAAACAGCGUUUUCUUGUCUCCUCAGACACGCACCUUAAACCUAUAAAUGAUGAUUUGUGUUACAGGUGUUACAGUCUUUUGAAAAUAUUAGGCACCCCACAUCAUUGUAUACUGCAUGUUUAUUCAUUUAUUCAUAAGAAUGUUUUUCAACAACAGGAAACACAUUUCAUCUAGUGGAAAUAUUGUGUUCUACACCCAAACAAAAUCUUACUGAAAGCUAACUUUUCAUGAUAUCAACCCUAAAUUUGGAACACAGCUAACUUAAAUUUUGGAUUUGAUUGUCACGUGAUUUUAGACUAAAACAUGUUUUGGAAAAUAUGUUUAACAUUAAAACAUUUAAAAUUGAA